Striga asiatica is the source of this 1904-nucleotide messenger RNA. The record is from the annotation of a GenBank genome assembly. Lineage: Eukaryota; Viridiplantae; Streptophyta; Magnoliopsida; Lamiales; Orobanchaceae.
AUGUUAGGUGACAAGGUGGCGACGGGUUGCAAGAAGUGUUCUGUAACACUUCUGUUGGAGUCGGAUUACAGAAAUUGGAAACGUUUGCAGGCGCCUGGGCAAAGAGAUAGUGCUCUCUCGAAUGCGCCAUUAGCCAUUGAUGCCAACUCAGCAAAGGGCAAAAUUGGAAAAUACGUCGCCACCCACUCACCGCCUUCUCCACCAAGUUAUGAAUCGAAGAAGAUGAUGAGCCGUAGCGCGACGAGGGUGGCGCGGUCGGUUCUGGGCCAGAUGGCGUCUCCGUCUUACCGCUGCUACUCAACCUCCGUCGCACGCGGUGGCGCUGCGAGUGACGCCACCGUUCUGACUGGAUCUCGCGGUCCCGCGAGGGUUCUGGUGACGUGGAUGCGAUCGCGCAACGCCUUCAGCACGAUGGCUUUGGGUGAGGAGAAGGACGACAGCGGAAAGACAGGAAGCGCCGCCGCCGCAGGUGGCGGCGGGGACGGCCGUAAAAAGGCGAUCGCGAGUUACUGGGGCGUAGAGCCUGCAAAGGUCACCAAAGAGGAUGGCUCCGAAUGGAGGUGGAACAGCUUUAGGCCAUGGGAGACGUACAAGGCUGAUCUGUCUAUUGAUCUGGAAAAGCAUCAUGCGCCGGUUACAUUUCUGGACAAGAUGGCCUAUUGGACAGUCAAGGCCCUUAGGUUUCCUACUGAUGUAUUUUUCCAGAGGCGAUAUGGAUGUCGUGCCAUGAUGCUGGAGACAGUGGCGGCAGUCCCGGGUAUGGUGGGAGGCAUGCUCCUCCACUGCAAAUCCCUGAGGCGUUUCGAGCACAGUGGGGGCUGGAUCAAGGCCCUUCUAGAAGAAGCCGAAAAUGAAAGGAUGCAUCUGAUGACUUUCAUGGAAGUUUCCAAGCCAAGAUGGUAUGAGAGGGCCCUGGUGUUUGCUGUCCAAGGGGUCUUCUUCAAUGCCUACUUUGCAGCUUAUCUGGCAUCUCCCAAGCUUGCCCACCGCAUUGUGGGCUACCUGGAGGAGGAGGCCAUACACUCGUAUACAGAGUUCAUCAAGGAGCUCGACAAAGGAACAAUCGAAAACGUGCCUGCCCCAGCUAUUGCUGUUGACUACUGGCGCCUUCCGCCGGGGUCCACUCUCCGUGAUGUUGUCAUGGUUGUCCGUGCUGACGAGGCUCACCAUCGUGAUGUCAACCACUUUGCCUCGGAUAUUCACUAUCAGGGGCAUGAGCUGAACAAAUCACCUGCGCCGAUUGGAUAUCAUUAGAGUAUGAAUAAACUUGGGUCUCAUCAAGCAUGACAGGGUGUGUAGAUAAAGAUGUGGGUGUCGUUCGUAUGGCAAUAAAUGUUGCUCUAGCAUACAUUAAUCAAUUAAAACAUAAGCUUUGUUUUUUUUUUUUUAAUAUCUUUUAUUUGGAGAUAUUUUAAUGUGGAUCAUUGGCAUUAUAUGAUUGCAUGAUUGUGGAAGCAUUUGUUUGUUCAGGUGUCAUUUAUGCAUAUUUGUAUUUGAAUUCUUGGUGUUCUAUUAUUGGAUAGUGGAUACUAAUGAUGUGUGAGAAAUGUGGUCACAAUUGGCAGGAUCAGUUGUUUUGGCAGAAAAAAGAAAAACAAAAAUAAAUGAAACUUGGAGCAGAGUUGUAAUUUAAGGAGUUAUGGUUUAUGAAGAAUCUUUCUAGCAGCAUCAGUGUCAAGUUCAAUUUAGAUAGCUGCCUCGAGAGAGUGAAAUACAAUACCAAUUGAAGGCAAGGCUGAAGAUGCGGUAUAAAACACAACUACUGAAAAUAUAUAUAGAUUCUCUCGUCGUUUGUAUUGUGGUGAAGAAAAUACAGGCUUAAUGGUUUCUUUAGCUCAUAUUUAUUGGAUCACGUGAAAUGGUGUGAUCGAUGCACAUUGUCUGGCUCGAGGCCUUAAUUAGUC